AUGGCCUCACCAACGUUAGCCUUAGCCCAAUCUCCUCCUCCGAAAUCUCCAGCUGUUUCAGUCUCUCAAAGAAAUCCUCAUUGCUGGUCCAAGCUUCCUCUAGAUCUCAUGCAAUUGGUUUUCGAACGCCUUGCAUUUUUGGAUUUCGAACGAGCUAAAUCGGUUUGUUCAUCUUGGCAAUUUGGUUCAAAACAAUCUAAGCCAAACAAUCAGAUCCCUUGGAUGAUUCUAUUCCCAACAGACAAGAAUUAUUGUCUCUUGUUCAACCCUGAAGAUAAAGAAAAACUCUACAAAACUCAACAUCUCGGUGACGAUUUUGCAAAGAGUAUUGUUUUGGCGACUUAUAGAAGUUGGCUUUUGAUGCAACCUCGUUACGAAGAGUUAGAAGAUCAAACUUUAGAUCAAGAGUUUCAUCUAUAUAUUAAAGAUCUUCUAACCUGCGAGAGGAUCAAUCUACCGGCUUUCGAAUCAGAUAUUUUUGGACUUAGCCAUCCGAUAUUAUGGAUAGAUGACAAAACCAAAGACUACCUAGUUAUAGGAACGAUUAAUCGAGAAACUAUGGUUUCUUUCAAAAAUGGAGAUAACUCGUGGAAAAAAUUCCCCGAGUUGCCAAAAUCGUCAUGUACCGACAUGUGUUUGAACAUGAUAUACAAAGAUCACAAGCUUCAUUAUCUCGACUAUUCCAACCUCUAUAUUUACGAUUUUUUUGGAGAAUUCCCGCGUGAAGCUUUCAGAAUUAGCGUACGUGAGUUUGUAGGUUAUGCAACAAAUCCUUAUGGAUAUGAUGAAUUUCCUGAAGUUCCACUGAAACUCAAAUUGAAUCGCUAUAUCUAUAACAUGAUAGUCACUGUACGUGGAGAUGUCUUAAUUGUCGCGAGCUUACAUUUCAGUAUGGCUGAAACAUGGGAAUUUAUAAUCUGCAAGAUGGAUUCAUCCAAGGUGAACAAAUGGGAGGAAAUUGUUUCUCUAGGCGAUGAGUCAAUUCUUCUAGGUUUGGGUAUUACAGUGCUUGCUAAGGACAUGGAAGGAAUCACUUGUAACUCCAUCUACUUCACUGCCGAUGAUUUUUAUGAGGAUUACGAAGAAAAUGAAAUCUUCAUAUACAAUCUCGAUACAAACAAGGUUGAAAUCCCACACCAGUUUGUUUCUUCGUCCAUCCCAUCCGCUCAUGCCCGUUGGUUCUUACCAACUUUCAAACGGGAUUAAUGAUUGAUCCUAUAUACUCUUCUUUUUGUUUCUUAAUACUUUAUUUUCUAG
This is a messenger RNA of Arabidopsis thaliana (thale cress), 1257 nucleotides long. Its product is annotated as F-box protein (DUF295). Bases 1 to 1206 code for a protein of 401 amino acids. The transcript has a single exon. Lineage: Eukaryota; Viridiplantae; Streptophyta; Magnoliopsida; Brassicales; Brassicaceae. The record is from RefSeq and is marked reviewed.